UCUCUCUCUCUCUCUCUCCUGGUUGAAGUUGUGGUUUUGGACUGAUUUCUAGGUUGUAAUUCGUCGAAAUUAGAAGUAUUUGAGUUUUUUAUGUUUCUGAAGGCAGCCCAGUUUGAGGUGGUCUGAGAAAUGAACCGUUAAGGUUAUGAAAUUACAAGUAGAUCUGGUAGAGGCUAGGUCUGAGAAAAUUUCACUAUGAAUUACUGAAAAAAAUUGCAUCUUUCCCGAACUGGUAACUGUUUUCCUCUUUCUCGGUGGUGAUUUUUAACAGAAUUUGCUACUAUAGCUUUGUGUUCUGUAAAUCCUAACGCUAUAUCGAUUUGUCCGAAUAUCUCUUCUUAUCACUCCAAAAAAUCAGCCGACUUAUAAUUUUCAGCCGACGUUGACCAGGUCAUAACAAGCCACUAAUUUAUGUGUUGAAGGCAGAUUGGGUAUCAUGUCAUAAAUUUUCCGUUAUUCACAGAUCUGCAAAUUUUUCGGGCGAAAUUAAUUUUCUGUUAACUUGAUCCGACUUUUUCGUAAUUUACAGGUUUUCCAAGGUAGGAAAUGAACCGCUACGCAAUCCACCAGAACAGCUUUGCUGCCUACGAGGAGAUGAGAGGCAACGCCGCCGCCGCCGCUGCCUGCAGAUCUGUGGAGAUGAAAGAAACGGUCAUCUGCCCUAAGCCGCGGCGGCUCGGCUUGCUCCAGACCACUCUCCAUGAGCCUUCUUACCCGAGACCUCUCAGAUGGCACGCUAGCCAUCACCAAGAGGUUUUUGAUUCCAAAGCUGGAAGCGAGCUUCUGGACAUCAUCCUAGCAAAGCAGGGUGGUGGUUGUGGUAGUGAUCAAGCAGUGCCACCGGUAGCCUCGUCGCCCCCAUUUUUUUCCGGGUCGCCGCCGAGCAGAGUAUCUAACCCACUAAUUCAAGACGCGCGGUUCGUGGCUGAGCAAAGCACCCCUGUCUCCCCACGCGCGAUCCCGGCCCCUUCCCCCUCUUCCACCCGCAAGGGGGGCUGUGUCCGGGCGAAUUUUGGGAACAACCCGGCCGUGAGGGUGGAGGGAUUCGACUGCCUGGACCGGGAUAGGCGCAACUGCAGUAUCCCUGCCCUGGCAUAAGGUUUAGGAGUUUUCAAGAUUUUGAUCUGCUAAGUUAAGUGGAUGAUCAUUCAAAACAUGAUUAGGUAAUAGUAGUGUAUAUAUAUGGAUGUUGUUUGGGAAGAAGUGUCUGUAAAUAAAGGGAUGGUGUAUGUAUUGAGCAGGAAAAUAAUUUUAGGGUUUGAGUUGAGAAGUGAGAGGUGCGGUGGGCCCCCCUUAUGCUGUAAUUAGAGAGGUGAGAAGGGGGGAAUAUGACGUGCUUUUUGAUGUCAAUUUUGAGUAGGGCGGAAUAUGUAUAAAGAAUUAUGGAUAUAUAGCUGGCGCUGAGUCAAGAUGUUCUGUAGUCAACCAAAUUGAGUUUGUUAAAGAUUUUAAUAUUAUAAAAAUUUCAUCUUUUUUUCU
This is a messenger RNA of Salvia splendens (bonfire salvia), 1479 nucleotides long. RefSeq lists its product as uncharacterized. The transcript is spliced from 3 exons. The record is from RefSeq and is a predicted model, not a curated record. The coding region runs from base 547 to 1098 and encodes 183 amino acids. Lineage: Eukaryota; Viridiplantae; Streptophyta; Magnoliopsida; Lamiales; Lamiaceae.